GGAAACAUUGGACUUUGAUCUGCUGGUCCUCUCUGUUUCCCUUCUUAUUUCUCUCACCUCUCUUCCUCUCAAUUUCCUGUCUUAAUACAUCUCUCUCUCACUUCUUCAUGUAUGGAGUGAAAGAGCCUACUAAUUGUGAAGAAAAAGGUAGUGUAUUCAUGUCAGUGUUGGACAGCAGUGUGUGAGAGCUGACCAAUGCCCUGACACAACCAAUGAGUUGUUAUUUUCUCAGGCGCCAACAUCUCUUCUUCACACUCAAAAGUAGCAUCAAUUAUCUCAUUUUUGACAUCCUGUCUAAAUCCAUCACACAGGAGACAUGAAGCCAGCCUGGUUGUUCAUAUAAUGAAGAAGUGAAACUGUGACGUGACUCUCCCUCUGUCCUCUGUCGGAACCUAUGAUCAGGGUGAAAAUGACACUUCUUCUUUUGCUUGUCACAAACUGGUAGAGGUCUUCUGAGUGGCAGGAACAGCUCUCUCUCAUACUUUCCUUGCGUUAGUUUUGUUUGUGCUGUAAAACAUUGCCAGGUGUUGGAAAUUCAGCUCUGAUUAGAAAAUAUUGUUGAAGAACUGAAGUUAAUUUUAAUAAACUGAGACCCUGCGUUGUGAAGAGACAUGGAGGCAAUUUUAGGACUGUUGGUGAUCUCAGCAGGAGUGUCUCAUGGCUUGGAGACUUCCUGUGAUGCUAGAGAAGAUGGAUCUCAGUGUUAUGGAGCUCUAGGAGGAACUGUCUAUCUCCAGCUGGUGACUGAUACCACGAUAUAUGAUGAACUCUCAUUUUAUAAAGGCUCAACUGGUGCUAAAACAAAGAUACUCAAAACGAAGAAGGAUAAACUGGUAAUAAGCGACACCCCCAUUAGAGACAGAGUACACUUCUUUAUAAACAAUGGGACAUUGAGGAUAAAUAACACAAGAAGGAAUGAUUCUGGUGAAUACCUGCUAGAAACAUUUAAUUUAUCAGGGGUAGCACUAAGGACCAGAGGAUUACAACUGUUCAUCGAAGCUCCAGUGUCCAGUCCUCAGCUGUCCUCUGAGUGUCUGUCCCAUGGAGAGAGGAGGGUGUCCUGCUCCUCUGAGGGGGAUGGUCCCCAGUACAGUUGGACUCUGGAUGGACAGACGCUGAGAGACACUGAGACCUCUCCUGAUAACGAGACAAACACCAUCACUCUGAAGAAAGGCCUGUCAGCAAAUCUCACCUGUACCGUCAGAAACAACAUCAGCAGUGAUACUGUCAGCAGGAGAAUCUCACACUGUCCAGGGCUGAUAUAUGUUAACUGCACCUCAUCCAACGGGACAAAGGUAUCAGAGUGGGUGAAUGCCACUGGUAAUACCCUGUGUGUUGAGUCUACAACAGUGGUGACUGUGACUGUGGCCCCCACCAGUAAAACCUCCACCGGUAAGGGCCCGGGGCAUGACACCCUAAUGACCUCCAGACCCAGCAAUCACACCCAGGGCUUGACUAACAACACUCGUACUAACACCACUCAGACCUUUUGGAUUUUUACCUCAAAGUACAUAGGAAUGGCAGCAGGGUCUCUGGCAGGAGUGGUCCUUGUCUUAGUGAUGGUGUUGGCAGUUUACUGUGUCCAGAAGAAAAAUAAACCUCCUUCAAAGACUCCAGUUAUCUCUCUUUCCACAGUUAAGGGUGACAGCCAGGAUGUGGAAUACGCUGAUGUCAGGAUACUGAGGCAGGAAAUGAGACAGAAGGAGAGGGAGGCGCCGGUGGAGGUGGAAUAUGGACAAGUGAAAGUAGCGGGUGGUCCACAGCAGCAGUUGGAGGUGGAAUAUGGACAGAUUACAAUAUUAGAGGGUACCAGGAGGAAGGUAGACAUGCCUGAGGAGGAGUAUUGUAUGUACGCCAGUGUACGGAAAGGACAGUGAGCAAGGUAGUGUCUAGAUAGAAUAUGAUAGAAUAGAAGGAGUCUGAGAGUUGAACCCCUGGUGCGUCGCCCAAAUCUCUCCAUUCUCUUGAAGUGUGCACUUGUUCACUUGUAGUCAUGGAUUGAAAUAUAUGUGGAGAGUAGUGAACAAGUGCACACUUCAGGAGAAAGGAGAGAUUAUUUGGUAUUAACCCCUGAGAGGCCCAGAGUUGACACAGACGACAGACAUGUUGAAUCAUGUUGUCUUAGUUACAGUUACAGCUGUGUUUUGCAUGUUGAUGCGUGUUAGUACAUAGUGUCUGUUUCCAAGAAGUGGAGACAAUACUUCUGUUUUUCUUGCCCACGUUUCUUUCUUUCCAAAACUGUUUAACCACUAGGUUGUGUUGCGGUCACUUCUUCCUUUCAGAUGGGUGAUAUGUCACACAAUAUUUACUGUUUUUGCUGCGUGAUUCCAUCUUUCUUGAAUUAUUCUCUAACAUUCAAUACUGUUUAAAGAAUUACUGAGGGAUUUGUAAUAAUUGCAUAACAGUAAUUCAUCAGAUGUCAUGUGCUACUUACUUACUCAUUUCCAAUGCCUUAAGUCAGUUUUUUAAUGCAGUCCAUCUCCCUAAAUGGAUACAUCUACAGUAUAUAUAUGAUGUGCAGGUACUGUGUGCUGUAUAAAGGUAUAAUGAACUAUCUUAGAUAUGAUCAGAAAUGUAUGUACAUGCAGUACAUGGCAAUAUCUUUUCACACCAUCAACAUAUUUGUUUCCACAUCUUUGGUUUCGCAGUUUAUAAAGUUGCUAAUGCAUUUCCUGUUUGAGUCACAUGAUUUCCAGUCGAGAAUGCCCUGAGCCAGAGGUAAUCAACAGACUGGCUGAAAAUAUUAUACUGUGGCUUUUUUUGAGACAUCACCAUACUUGGUUAUCUCCCCAGAUGUACUCUAACUAAAGAAGUAUACUGUAUAUGAAAAUAAGAAUAGAGCACAUUGGAAAGAGGACGUUGAGAAAUAAGGGUACUGAUGUUUCCAACAGUGUUGACAACAUAAUGUGUAAUAUUAUGGAAUAUGCAGAGGAAUAGUUUCUCAUGCUUCAUUGUUGAUGCCGUUGUGUGAUGAAAAAAUUGCAAUUUGAUAAUAAAAGCUUGUUUUUAAAAAGCAA
Salvelinus fontinalis (brook trout) is the source of this 3017-nucleotide messenger RNA. RefSeq lists its product as uncharacterized. The record is from RefSeq and is a predicted model, not a curated record. Bases 612 to 1877 code for a protein of 421 amino acids. NCBI's taxonomy places the organism in Eukaryota, Metazoa, Chordata, Actinopteri, Salmoniformes, Salmonidae. The transcript is spliced from 6 exons.